This is a messenger RNA of Cucurbitaria berberidis CBS 394.84, 1283 nucleotides long. Its product is annotated as histidinol-phosphatase. The transcript has 2 exons. The coding region runs from base 223 to 1146 and encodes 307 amino acids. The record is from RefSeq and is a predicted model, not a curated record. Gene Ontology annotation, molecular function: histidinol-phosphatase activity. Gene Ontology annotation, cellular component: cytoplasm. NCBI's taxonomy places the organism in Eukaryota, Fungi, Ascomycota, Dothideomycetes, Pleosporales, Cucurbitariaceae. Gene Ontology annotation, biological process: L-histidine biosynthetic process.
CUUCGCGACCGAAUUUUGAAAGUGAUACAUCUCGUCUUACUACUACACUCAUUCCUGUUCCUAUCAUUUCGAGCGACCAACUGUCGCGAAUCGCAAGUCUACUGUUGUCAAGAGUUCUUCGCAAUCAGGUCAGGUUCGGAGAUCAAGAAGCGUAUGUGCAGUCAUUGGUUGCCCGGAAAAAUAUCAACAGUGUAGAUACAUAGUUACACAACCCAUCGCAACAUGCCAUACUCCCACCAUACCCAUUCGGGCCAAUUUUGCGGUCAUGCAAAGGAUAGUCUAGAGGAUGUGGUUCAGGCAGCUAUUGCAAAAGGCUUCCAUACCUUUGCGCUGACGGAGCAUAUCCCCAGACCGUACGAGGACUUCUACCCUGAGGAAGCCGACUCUCACACCGAAGAGACCCUUGCCAAGCUGUUCGACGACUUCAUCAUUGAAGCGCAUCGGAUGAGGAAUGUAUACUCCACCAAGAUCCAGAUCUUGAUCGGCUUCGAGUCCGAAUACAUUCGACCGUCUACUUUGCAGCUCGUUCAGGACAUCCUCCGCAAGUAUACGUUCGAUUUCUUCAUGGGCUCUGUCCAUCAUAUGCACACAAUACCCAUCGACUUUGACCGUACAAUGUACGAACAAGCUCGAGAUAAGUCAGGUGGGGCGGAUGAGACGCUGUUCGAGGACUACUUCGAUUCGCAAUACGAGAUGCUACAAGCGCUCAGACCACCCAUCGUUGGACACUUUGACCUUAUCCGCCUUUUGAGUGAUCAUCGCGACGCCGAGUUCAAAGAUAUGUCCGGCGUGUGGCAAAGGAUAUCGCGCAAUCUGCAAUACGUUGCCUCUUACGGCGGUCUCCUAGAGCUCAAUUCGUCGGGUCUGCGGAAAGGCUUGGCUGAGCCGUAUCCAUGUCUGCCCAUCUGUCAGAUGUUCUUGAAAUUGAACGGUGGCUUUGUUAUGUCUGACGACAGUCAUGGGAUUGAUCAGAUAGGUACCAACUAUACGCGCUUAUUGGCCUUCAUACAAAAAGCAGGAAUCGAAAAGAUGCAUUAUGCUGACCCGGGUGGGAUACGGAAGGACAGCCGGUUCCCCAGCGUAGGUUUUUCCGCUAUCUCCGUAACCGAUCUGGCGCAGUUGCCAUUCUGGACAAGCCUCCAAUGAGGGUUUCAAUAGCUCUUUCAUUCGAUAGCUGACAUCUUCUGUCGUAUUUGAGUUGUGCUACUGAUCGAUUUGGAAGGAUGAGAGUGGCCAAUCUGACCAAGAUGUUGACUACAAUAUUCUCCGAUGUAGACUACCAG